GCCGCCCUGGUCGCCCUCCGCCGCGCCCCGUCGGAAGCCUGCGUAGUGCGGGGGGCGGCCGCGCGGCUCUCCCUCCUCCUGAGGACUCCGGGGAUGCCGGGGAGAGUGCCGGGUCGCGCCUCCUGGCCUGCUUGGCGUCACGGGGUGGAGUGAGGGCGGAACGGGGAAGGGCUCCGGCCGACGCUUCUGUCUCCGGGGGAAUAUCUCGCCUCCGGAGACCGCCUGGUUGGCAGCUCGGCUACGCCCGAGUGUGCGCCCCGGGGCGUGGCGCGGAGGCGCCGUCGCUCAGCCCAGCCGCUCCCCGACUCGAGCCGGCAGUGCCAGCCAGCAGCAUGAGCAAGACCCACCGCGUCGCCAUUGAAGGACCGGGGCCCUGGGGCUUCCGCCUGGUCGGGGGCAAAGACUUCGACCAGCCGCUGACCAUCUCCAGGGUGACGCCUGGCAGCAAAGCUGCCAUUGCCAGUCUGUGCAUUGGAGAUGUAAUCAUGGCAAUUGAUGGGGAAAACACGGAGAACAUGACUCACUUAGAAGCACAGAACAAAAUCAAGGGCUGCACAGAUGAACUGACCCUGACUGUGGGCAGAACUGAAUCAAAGAUAUGGUCACCACUGGUUACUGAGGAAGGGAAGACAAACCCAUACAAGAUGAAUCUGGCUUCCCAGCCACAGCAGCUGCCUCUGCAAUAUCAGCGUGCUGUCAGUGUGCCGUAUCAGCCUUUAAAAUUGUCUACCCACUCACCCAGUACUUGGUCGUCCACUGGUGGGUUCAAGGCUCCCUUUGCAUCUGUCUAUGACCCUCUCCAGACACUUCCCGCCUCCUGCUUGCAGAGGAGGCACAGUACCUCGUCCAUCCCAAAUCAGAUCAGAGUGGGUCCAGAACAGCUCAAGGAGGUUGCUCAGAUCUGUCCCCAUAGCCCUGUGGAGGUGGAGAUGCCUGGACUCAAAGUACGGCACAUACAGUUUAACUCUCCUUUACAGCUCUAUUCACAGAAAAACAUCCUGGAUUCUUUGCAGGGACAGAUCUCUUCCAUUAGCCCCACUUGCCCCAGCUUGGACUCUCUUAGCCAGCUCUCAAGUAACUUGGUCAUUGACAAGGACUCUGAGGUUUACAAGAUGCUGCAGGAGAACCAAGAUUCCAAUGAGCCACCGAGACAAUCUGCCUCGUUCCUUGUGCUCCAAGAAAUUUUGGAAUCUGAAGAGAAAGGGGACCCCAAUAAGCCUUCUGGAUUUCGAAGUGUAAAAGCCCCAACAACCAAAGUAGCAUCAUCCAUUGGAAACUCCCAGAAACUUCCCAUCUGUGAUAAAUGUGGAUCUGGCAUUGUAGGGGUGUUUGUGAGGCUUCGAGACAAGCAUGUCCAUCCAGAGUGCUACGUGUGCACCGACUGUGGGACAGACCUGAAACAAAAAGGGCACUUCUUUGUAGAGGAUUCUAUCUACUGUGAGAAGCAUGCCCGGGAACGCGUAACUCCACCGGAAGGAUAUGAAGUGGUCGCUGUGUUUCCAAAAUGAAUGUUUCAAUGCGUUAAAUGUUCCAGCAGGAGCCAGUCUUCCUUUGCAGACCCAAAAGCUCAGCACGCCUUUUGCAGUCAGUGGGUGUUUGUUGGCUGCCACUCAAUACCACUAAAUCAUGAAACAGCUGCAACUUUUAGAGAACUCUGCUCAAUCUGGGGGAAUACCCUUCUUGCUGACACAACUCUUCCUUGUGCCUUUCUCAAAAGAAAUUGCCAAAAUCAGACCACAGAGCUGAAUGACCAUACUUUCCAUCUGUUCUUUUUUUUCAAUAAAGUGGUUGAUUUGAAGAUGUGUCUACAUUUA
Pogona vitticeps (central bearded dragon) is the source of this 1814-nucleotide messenger RNA. NCBI's taxonomy places the organism in Eukaryota, Metazoa, Chordata, Lepidosauria, Squamata, Agamidae. The record is from RefSeq and is a predicted model, not a curated record.